AUGAAUGCCACCUUGGACUUUCCGGGUAAUUGUCAAACUAAUGCGUACACUCUGAACGACUUUGGUGAAAUAGCCUACAUUGUAUGCACAGCAGCCAACCCACCGACCCAAGACCCCUCAGCAUUUGUCGCCGCACCUGAGAAUAUCCUGGCCAGGCUUCGCGCCACUGAACGCCAGUUUAGAGAGAACUCCAUUCUUGCUGCCCUCGAUGUCGAAGCCCGACAGCUGUUCACCUUCUACAAGAAGGUCGAUAUCACGGCUCCAAAGGAUCAGAAGGCCUUGCUGAUGAAGUUUGGUUUCGUUCUUCGAAGCAACAGCUGUACCAUUGCGUACAAGACUGCUGCUCGCUUACCAGAUUUGAUGAAACCAGAACAAGCCCGUCUGUACCGGUUGUUUAUUACCGCCAUCGUCUCUAGUGUCAAGCUCAUACCUGUUGGCAAUACUGCCCUUCAGCCGAUUGGCUCCAAUCUCUACUUGGUCGAGACUGCUCCACCUGCAACCGAGCACGACAAUUUUGCAGAAAGAAGACCAUGGGUGCUCUAUCGCAUAGACUUGCAGGUGGUCUUGAACGGACAUAUCGUCUUGACCAUUGCGAAAGACAGCACAUUCUCGUUCUUGCCCCUCCAUCAUUGUCUUGCCGGAACCGAUGGGGAAGCACGCGAGUCGGACUUCAGAGCCGUCUACCUUGCACCAGUUGGGCGCAUUGCACGAGUGUCGCGAUCAAAACUCGCUUCCCAGAGAGAUAUGAAUGGUGACCUGGCUGAAAAAAACAGCGGCGAGGCUCGGGUCUCCGAUGCUCGAAGGGAAAUGUGGAGGGACCUACUCCCCUCGUGGUUGAGAGAGCAUAUGGAUAUUGCUAUCAAAGCAUCAGAUGUGCCCUGGGUUGAGGCUGAAGUGCCUGUCGAAGAGCUUGGCCACAGCUCGAAUGGCAAUCAAGCAGAAGUUGCUAAUGAAGAAGUUGGCCUCGGCGACCCGAUCACCUGGAGAUCAAUCUUUUGGCCCGCAAACCUCUGUUUUGUCCUUGAGGGGGGCUCAUCGGCACAAACGGGCAUCACCGAAGUUGACGACGACCCCAUGCAAUUUGUAGGAGACUGGAUUCUCGGCAUCGGUAGCGCCCCAUCCAAAAGCGAAACUGGACGCCAGGUCUUGAAGGAGGAUGAGGAGGAUGAACCGUUGUUUGCCGACGACGGCACAUUCGACGAUCCCGAACACUUCCAACCAUUUGGACCUCCUACAUUCCCCGCUAGUCAAACAAUAUAUCCCACCCCACCUGAUGUGGGUAUAACCCAUCCGACCCCAGGCAUCUCCUCUGUCGAUGGGGUUGUGAUGACUCCAGCGAAUCUGCUCGGCGGCUCUGCUGAAUUGGCCCAGCAAAGAGAUGAGGAGAUGCCAGACUUUGAUGAUGUGCCACCAACCACUGGGAUGUCCGGAUAUUAUGACGAAGACCUUUUUGAAGAGAUGCCGGACGACAACUUCGGCCAGGAAGCAAACGGUGACGAGCCUAAUUGGGACUUCUUCGAUGGCCCAGGUGUCCAACCUAAACAGUCGCGUAGCGCGAGCCACAGUCGAAAGGAAGGCUCAACGAGCCGUGGCGAUCCCAGACAAGAGCAAGUCGAUCCCAGCGAUGCGAAGACUGCUGGACGCCAGCUCUCAGAUUCACUUGAUCCCGUGAAGAAUGAGAUAUUCACCGUGGAUGGUUCGCCACAUAUACCGACAGGUGCUCAGCCGCAGAUGCCUUCAGGCCAGACUGCCGUGAAGGACACUGUCAUGUCGCUAGAUGAUAAUAAGAGAACUCAAAGUCCUCCCAAGCCAGCACCUCCAUUGUGGAGAAGCGAGCAGGGUAAGAGCACUACUUCGACCACCAACACUCGGCGGCGUUCAUCGAUUUAUGACGGUCCCAAGGCCCUCCAUUCGAUCCCCAUACACGAUAGCAGAUACGAUGCAGAAGGGGACUAUUGGUUUAAUCCGUUGCCAGUUGUUUCGAGGUCAACAAGGCGGCCCAAAUCCAGCUCGAUGUUCGAAAGACCUUCCAGCCCAUCUGAGAGUGAUAGCUCCAUGACCAGUUCCAGUCAGUCGCCCAAGGCCAAUGUCUCGGCCAACGUACUGCCUCCACUUUUCCGACAAUGGACCGAAUACGAUCCGGGUACGCAAGACACCAACAGCCACCAGAAAGAGCUUGACAAGACGACAAUUCAACAAGAAGUCCAACAGCUUCUAGGUCUUCUGAAACCGGGCCUGGUGGAACCUCCCACGGUAACUGAUUUCGAGCUGGGGCAUGGAGAUGCUCGUCAAACUCCCCCCCUUACCUCGCAGAAAUCCCAGCACGUGGCCCAAGUGUUGGUCGAUCAAAUGUCCCAGACAUCUCUGCUUGCUCACGAAAAAUAUCAGGGCGACAUGCGGAAUAUUUUCGACGGUUGUAUCGAGACGAAUGUUGAUUUGAGCGGAAUCAAUACUUCUGCAGGCCCGUCAAAUUUGUUUCAACUCGUCAAUCUCAAAGCCGAACACAGCAGCGCAAGGCUACAAGGGCGUGUGACCAAGAUCAGGCCGAGUCAAAUAUGUCUAAGACGUAUCGAAAGGCCUCUCACCGCAAAUAUAUCCAUAAUGAAUUUCUGGGAUACCCUUGAUCUUCAGCCCGCAAACGGCCAGAAACAUAUUACCGCUUUUUGCAUACACCCACGCCCAGCAAAUAUCAGAGACGGAAGUCUUAACCUGUUACAGAGACUUUCGGAUUCUUACACCACUUGUGAUCUUGGGACUCAUACUAUCGGACACCUCCCUGGCGUUACAGAUGACGGAUUGAUAUGCUGGAACCCAGAGGAUCCAGGAGAACGCAGUCUGAUUCAAUGCACGGCCAUGGUCGGAAGCGCUCUGGCGGCGACGACAGGCAUAACUGGCACCGUCGUUGUCUACAUGGUUAGUAGGAGCGACAGUCCGACGGCAUAUCUAGAGAUGUGUAUUGCAUUUUACAACCUCUUCGAGGCGUUUUCAAAAGCUCGCACCAAUAGUCUGUGCGUUUCGGACCUCCAAUUGCAGAUCAUCCCACAGAGUUUCAUUGCGAACCCGGAGACACUGGUCAUUCACCCACAGACCGCUUACCUCAAGCUGGCCGUCGAGGUCUACAACCGGCUUCCACCCCUGGGUCCUACGGGACAUCCAUCUGCUUGUGGAUCGGCUGUUGUCCUCUCCAGGUCAGAAAACACCGUGCGCUUACAAUUGUCACCCACAUAUGUCUCGCCCCUGGAGAAGAAUGGUCCUUGUCUCCACCUGGCAUACUCCAUGAGUCUGGACAAGAAGUGGCUUGUCGCAGUUUGGACAGAUGAGCUGGGCCACAUCGCGCUUAGUAUGUCUUAUUGUUCUCACGUGCGCGUGUCGGGCAGAAAGAGGCCUAGACACGAGAUACUGAAAGAGAUGUGGGAGGUGUCUCAUGACCUCAUGAGCAAAGUCCGCGGAGCAUGGCGACUGGCUAUUGUACGGCACGGCUACUAUGAACCAGCAGAGAUACUGGAGUGGCAUCAGGUUGUCGACCAAUCCCCUGCACCUCAGAAACAAUGCCUGUUCUUGCUCUUUUCCAUCCAGCUUCAGCCAGAACUGGCAGUGUUUUCACCACCAGCGCACGGGAAAGCUCCCCCGGCUGGUUCGCACAAUCAAUAUGGGACACCUGUCUCGACGCCACAAGCCAGCAUGACGUCUCCAGACCAGGCUGUCCCAGCUACGCCCACGCCGGGUGGCAGCUCGCUCAUGAAUGCUUCGACUCCUCCUGAUCCCGGUUUCGACCCAAGUGCCGAGAGCGAUCUUACAAUAGUCGAUCCAUCUGAAGAUAGCUGGGGGAUCAUUCUUCCAUAUGGCAUCAAUCAGUCCAGGAGUAUGACAGAGCUCCGUCCCUCUCAAGUCACAGGAUUCCUCAUGAAACGCCGAGGGUAUAGAAGCGAGGAUGGAUAUAACAUGAUUGAGAUCAGUCUCGUCACAUCGAUAGCCCCAACUUCCAACAAGCCUAACGAGAUCAUGCCGGACGAUUUACUGGACGAUGUCAUCAGACAAUAUCGUGGCCUUGUAACCCUUGGAGCUAGUCGAGGCUGCGUGGAGCCCAAUCGCGAAUGCCUUCCCUGGCAUAUAGCAACCGCGAUCCGAGGCGCCCGGAUACUUGAGCAGGCCAUGUAA
Cladophialophora carrionii CBS 160.54 is the source of this 4158-nucleotide messenger RNA. RefSeq lists its product as uncharacterized. Gene Ontology annotation, molecular function: transcription coregulator activity. The coding region runs from base 1 to 4158 and encodes 1385 amino acids. Gene Ontology annotation, biological process: regulation of transcription by RNA polymerase II. Gene Ontology annotation, cellular component: mediator complex. NCBI's taxonomy places the organism in Eukaryota, Fungi, Ascomycota, Eurotiomycetes, Chaetothyriales, Herpotrichiellaceae. The transcript has 2 exons. The record is from RefSeq and is a predicted model, not a curated record.